GCAGAUUAAGGACCAGUCGAAGAAGAUGUCCAACCUGAAACACAUGGAGCAGCUGGAGAAGAGCAGGAACGCCCAGCUGAUGGACGACGCCAAGAAGAGAGAGGACAACCUGAACCAAAGCUCCCAGCAGAUCAAGGACUCCCUCCGUCAGAAGGAGGAGCGCAUCGAGGAGCUGGAGGAGGCGCUGAGGGAAAGCGUUCAGAUCACCGCGGAGAGGGAGGUGGUGCUCGCCCAGGAGGAGCAUUCACGCACACACUCUGAGAAACAGGUGGACGACCUGCUGGUUGCCAUGGAGAAGGUGAAGCAGGAACUGGACGUGAUGAAGGCCAAGCUGUCAUCAACUCAACUCUCACUGGCUGAGAAGGAAGGUCACCUGACGUCGCUGCGGGCCGAGCGGCGGAAGCACCUGGAGGAGGUCCUGGAGAUGAAGCAAGAGGCGCUGCUGGCAGCCAUCAGUGAGAAAGACGCCAACAUCGCCCUGCUGGAGCUCUCCUCCUCCAAGAAGAAGAAAACCCAGGACGAGGUGGCAGCUCUGAAGCGGGAGAAGGAUGGUCUGGUUCAUCAGCUCAAACAGCAGACUCAAAACCGGAUGAAGCUUAUGUCUGACAAUUAUGAAGAUGAGCACCUGAAAGUCUCCUCUCCAAGCUCAGAGCAGCCCAACAAUCACAAGCCCUCCCCAGAUCAGAUUCUCUCUCCUCUCCUGGAUCUCAAUCAGAAUCGCAGCAAGCUGAAGCUGUACAUCAGUCACCUGACCUCGCUGUGUCAGGAGCGAGACCCAAUCAUACUGCAGGACUUCGCCCCGCCCCCCGCCUAUCACCGCUCUGACUCCGCCUCCUGGCAUACGCAGCUGCAAAGCAUGACGCGGGAGCAGAUGGAGGCGGAGUUAGAGCAGUGUGAGAGGGAGGGGGCGGAGCUUCAGGACUACGCCAAUCAGGUCCUGCAGCAGAUCGCCGAACGAUGCCCCGACAUUCUGGAACAAGUGGUGAACGCUCUAGAGGACAGCUGCUGACACAUGAACACACACACACACACUUAUCCACACACAGAAAAGCUUGUCCAUUAGUUAGCGUGAAAAUCAAGGAAACACACACAUAAAAAACAUCAGGGGUCUCCAGCUAGCCCCCGUCAUCUCCUGGUACACACAUAAAAAGGACGAAGACUUUUUCUUCCCCCACACUUCAAUUUUCAGAGGCACAGAAAGGAGAUUCAAAAAUAAAAAAUCCUUUCUGAAAAAUAUUCUUCCACUGUGUCUUCAGCCGCUCUCACUUCAAACAAACAGUGCCGGCUGAGGGAAUGAUGUUCAGUAAACACAGAGCUGUGUUGGCAUGCUAGUUAAUAAGAAUUGAUGAUUGAGACUUUUAACACAUUCAUUUCCUAACAUCUCGGAAACAGAAGGAGCCUCACUGCACCCCCCCAUGUGUGACACUUCACAGCGGCCAUCUUGUGUCUUUCCAGGCAAUCAGCAGACUUGUAAUUGUGACUUGAUGUAUUUUAUGGGGGGGGGGGAGGAUUAAAAAGGGUGAGAGUGAGUGAAGCUUGCCAGGUUGUGUCUGAUGCCAGACUUACACGCUGUUACCACAUUGUGAUUUGAUUGGUUACAGAUACAAAAUAGUUUAUUUCAACCGCCUUUGAUUCUUUACAUCAUUUGCUGCUAUCUUUUUAACAUUAAGCUUCUAUUUCUACCAUGUCUCUUUUUUUCUGAUGAAAUGUCUAAACUUCUUUCUGCAGUAAUCUCUAGGGAGUUGAGCAUUUGAAUUAACAGGAGCUUUCAUCAUGGGGACGUGACACUUUCAUUUUUUCCCACCAUUGUUGAUGAAAGGCACAAACUACAAUAACUCUCGCAAUACUCCCUUUAUUAAAACACACCAGUAGAUGUUUGAGUUUCUUUUGAACCUAAGAAAGCUAUGCUGGAAGUCGGUUGUGUUCAGAAAACCCCUCACUUACCGUGUAGUGACAAUCCCUUUAGAGUUAACAUGAGGAGACUUCAUUGCCCUUAUCAAAGCAUUUUUUUUUUCUUGGGAGGUAGAGAAUAUAAAAUAAUUGCUAUAUAUUUUUUUGCUUUUGGUAAUAUAUAUACAAAUCUUGUUUAAUUGAAAAAGUUGUCAUGUAUUGGUUGGUAUGUUACAUAAUGUGUCAAACGUUGUUUUCUGUGUUUGCAAGUCACCACAGAAGUGUUCCAGAGCAGGAGACUGUUAUUAGGGACGUGUUGCACCUACAUGAGGCUCUGUGUCCACCGGGAACAUUGUUUAUCUUGUUGUUGUUUACAGCCGAAAUGACACUCUGACGCAUGUUUCCCACACGCUGACAGCCUUCACAGGAUGUAAACACUAACAUCACCGAGCACUAGACAGGUUCCACUCGUUUCAUACUAUACUGUAGUCGUGCUGAAGGCCACAUGCAACGGGUUUAGCGCUGCUCCAUAAAAGAAAUACCUGGUGGAGACAAAGCCUAAAGAUGGGGAUUUAAAAUGCAUACGCAAUUCUGAGUUUACACCUUUGUGAGGCUCUGAAGAAGCGUUUAAGCUGUGUAUUUAAAAAGGCUGAGAGUCACAUGGGUGUAAAUGAGGAGUUUCAUUCAAAAAUAUCCUUAAUACGGAAGUCUCAGUGUUUGCCGCAGGUUCCUUAAAUGUCACCAGUUUGAAUUUGCUAAAAUCUUCAAUAACUUAUUUUGGAAUGAAACUCCAUCAGAUAUGAGCUUCUGUUGUAAAUCCAGUAUUUUGUUUUAUACUGAAUAUGUAAUGAAACGGUGAUGGCUGGGACUCUGUUGGAGAUUGAGAAUGAGAGAAUGGAAUAAAAAAUGGAUUUAUCUUUUAUUGUGAAA
This is a messenger RNA of Gymnodraco acuticeps, 2820 nucleotides long. Its product is annotated as ELKS/Rab6-interacting/CAST family member 1-like. The record is from RefSeq and is a predicted model, not a curated record. Gene Ontology annotation, molecular function: structural constituent of presynaptic active zone. Gene Ontology annotation, biological process: maintenance of presynaptic active zone structure; neuromuscular synaptic transmission; regulation of synaptic plasticity. Lineage: Eukaryota; Metazoa; Chordata; Actinopteri; Perciformes; Bathydraconidae. Gene Ontology annotation, cellular component: cytoskeleton of presynaptic active zone.